UCCUGACCUUUCGGGAGAUCUGGAAUCGUAGUUUCUGCCGGCCUUUGGAGCAGCUGGUGGACGUCAUUACCGAGUUCCCCAGCGAGGUGGAGUACAUUUUCAGACCCUCCUGCGUCUCCUUGCAGCGCUGUGGAGGCUGUUGUGGGGACGAGGGUCUCCACUGCGUCCCUGUGGAGACAGCCACGGUCACCAUGGAGGUCCUGAAGAUCAAGCCAAACGGGGAGUCACCCUAUGUGAAGAUGGCAUUCACUGAGCACAAGCAGUGCGAAUGCAGGCCCCGGCAGGACCUGAUGAGGUCAGGAAGGAGGAGGUCCAAGGGCCGAGGUAAGAGAAGACAAGACAAGAAGGGACAGAAAGACUGUGAACU
This is a messenger RNA of Acanthisitta chloris (rifleman), 367 nucleotides long. It is a transcript of the gene PGF, whose product is annotated as placental growth factor. Gene Ontology annotation, molecular function: growth factor activity; chemoattractant activity; vascular endothelial growth factor receptor binding. Gene Ontology annotation, biological process: vascular endothelial growth factor signaling pathway; positive regulation of endothelial cell proliferation; response to hypoxia. The annotation marks the transcript as partial. Gene Ontology annotation, cellular component: membrane. The record is from RefSeq and is a predicted model, not a curated record. The transcript is spliced from 4 exons. Lineage: Eukaryota; Metazoa; Chordata; Aves; Passeriformes; Acanthisittidae.